Molecule: messenger RNA, 576 nt
Organism: Drosophila obscura
Lineage: Eukaryota; Metazoa; Arthropoda; Insecta; Diptera; Drosophilidae
Exons: 2
Coding region: 1-576 (191 amino acids)
Biological process (GO): DNA integration
Molecular function (GO): nucleic acid binding
Source: RefSeq, a predicted model, not a curated record
AUGAGAGAGGCGACCGCGGUGAACGUAGUUCAAUUCCUAGUACAGGAAGUGUUCUACAAGUUUGGGGUGCCCGAGUUGAUCCACUCCGACAACGGAAAACAGUUCCUGUCGAAGAUCUUCCAGGACAUGAUCAGCACCUUUGGCGUCCGACAUCUGCGCACAGCAGUCUACUCACCACAGAGCAAUGCCGCCGAGAGGCAAAUGUUCCUUGAUGGGAACUGCUAUAAGUUGGCGAGGAAGCUGCAGUCGCUGACGGAGCAUGAGGUGCACGCAUUGGACCCUGCGAAUAAAUGCCACAUCAUCCGGGAACGUAUUAAGGCCAACCUUCACCAAGCGUAUGAGCGCAGCAGCCAGCGCUACAACAAACGGGCCCGAAUAUUCUUCGCCAAACCUGGGCAAGAAGUAUACAGGCGCAACUUCACCCUCAGUGACUUUGGGAAGAGCUACAACGCUAAGUUCGCCCGGAAGUUCCUGAAGUGCCGAGUCGUACGCCCGGUUGGAAAUAAUGCCUAUGAACUUGAAGACCUGGCGGGGAAUCCGGUGGGGAUUUUUCACGCCAAAGACCUGAAAUUGUAG